AUGCUUGGGCUCGGUGCAUAUCAAAGCAGUAGCGAAGACGAAGGAGAAAACGAACUCCCUUUAACGGCGCCUAAGCAUGAGACCAAGGAACAACCUGUUCAAGAAUCACAAGUGACAAAUGUUAAUGCAUCAAAAAAAAUGGAAAUGACCCCAGAAAUAACUACAAAUGCGGAGCCAGUCGGACCGGUUUUUGGACCUUCGCAACCUCAGGGACCACAUAUAGCAAGCGGGAGCUCUUCUGAAGGGCCAUCUUCUCCCUUUUCAACAUCUCUCGCAUUAAUACACGACUUAACACUGCCUCCUGUCCCAAAUCUAGACAUACCGCCAUCUCCGCCAGGUUCCCCUGAUCCUAAGGCAAAUGUGAAGUUCGCGCAUUUCUUAUCAUUGAAAAAACAGGGGACACAUUUUAAUGAGAAGCUUGCCGGCUCCUCUUCACUCAAGAAUCCGAGCUUGCUCAAAAAGAUGAUGAGCCAUGCGGGAAUAAAUGAUGAAGCGCAAUACUCUACUUCACUACCUCCCGACCUUUGGGAUAUGUCCAAUUUACCGAAGUGGGGUUACAAGGAGGAACUUUUACAAACACAGCAAGAAAUCCGUCGAAAAAUGGAAGAGAAACGGCUUCCUGGUCAAAGAGAUUCUAUUGAAUUCGUGUCAGGAGCAUCUGGAGGCACCGGCCGUAUGGAUUUUCCAAGAUCAAAAACUAAGGCAAAUGUUGCCAGUAGGCCUGGUCAACUUUAG
Molecule: messenger RNA, 735 nt
Organism: Aspergillus chevalieri
Lineage: Eukaryota; Fungi; Ascomycota; Eurotiomycetes; Eurotiales; Aspergillaceae
Product: HCNGP domain-containing protein
Exons: 3
Coding region: 1-735 (244 amino acids)
Biological process (GO): regulation of DNA-templated transcription
Cellular component (GO): nucleus
Source: RefSeq, a predicted model, not a curated record